AGUAGCCAUCUGGGGCCCUCUGGGUCUCUGAAGAGCAGUCAGGUGACAGAUCUCAACCCAACCAGAAUUGGUGCCGGAAUCCUUCCCACAGUGGCAUCCUCCCAGCACGCAGAUCCCAGCCCUGGGAAUGAUCCCUGAGCUCCUCCCACCCCUCCAGCCACAGCCAGGUACAAUUGCCCCCCACCGCGGCUUGCCUUGGGGUGAACGAAUAGGCUUGAAGGAGUCUGGCAAAACGUGCCACUUAGAAGAACAUCUGUUUUCUGCAAGGCAGGUAUUGGCCCCCGAAAACUCUUGGUUGGGAGAAGGGCUCCCUCCUCACCUGGGGCGGAGAGGGGGCUCCCAAGUGCGCUCGCUGGUGGUAGUCUUGGGACUCGAACCCGGUUAUGGAGAGGCGCCCUGCAGGGUCCAGUCUACAUCCUGACCGGCUGGAGUGGAGGGAAGCCAGCGUGCACAGAUGUCUUCGCUCCGGCUACUAAGAUACUAAGACCUCCUCUCUCUACUUUCACCCUUCUCCCGCCUCCUGCCCCAGAAAUGAUCUCAAGCGUUGCGAGUUUGAUUCCCGAGCUCCACUCGGCGGAUAGAGCCCAGAUCUCAGCGGCGGCCUGGGGAAAGCGAAGACGUCGCUGGGACCUGGAAGCGUCUCCUCUUGUGGUUUUUUUCAGACUCCUUGGAAAUUAAGGAAUGCAAUUCUGCCACCAUGAUGGAAGGACUGAAAAAACGUACAAGGAAGGCCUUUGGAAUACGGAAGAAAGAAAAGGACACUGAUUCUACAGGUUCACCAGAUCGAGAUGGAAUUCAGCCCAGCCCACAUGAACCACCCUACAAUUACAAAGCAGAGUGUGCGCGUGAAGGAGGAAAAAAAGUUUCGAAGAAAAGCAAUGGGGCACCAAAUGGAUUUUAUGCAGAAAUUGAUUGGGAAAGAUAUAACUCACCUGAGCUGGAUGAAGAAGGUUACAGCAUCAGACCAGAGGAACCCGGCUCUACCAAAGGAAAGCACUUUUAUUCUUCGAGUGAAUCGGAAGAGGAAGAAGAAUCACACAAGAAAUUCAACAUCAAGAUUAAACCAUUGCAGUCUAAAGACAUUCUUAAGAAUGCUGCGACAGUAGAUGAGUUGAAAGCGUCAAUAGGAAACAUUGCACUUUCCCCAUCACCAGUGAGGCGCAGCCCGGGUGCAAUUAAAAGGAACUUAUCCAGUGAAGAAGUAGCAAGACCCAGGCGUUCAACUCCAACUCCAGAACUUAUAAGCAAAAAGCCUCCUGAUGAUACUGUGGCCCUUGCUCCCCUCUUUGGCCCACCAUUAGAAUCAGCUUUCGAUGGACAGAAGACAGAAGGUCUUCUAGAUCAGCCUGAGAUCUGGGGUACAGGCCAAUCAAUGAAUCCAAGUCUGGAGUCGCCAAAGUUAACAAGGCCUUUUCCCCCUGGAACACCUCCACCACUGCCUCCAAAAAAUGUACCAGCCACCCCACCUCGAACAGGCUCCCCCUUACCAGUUGCACCAGGAAAUGACCAGUCAGCCACAGAGGCCAAAAUUGAAAAACUACCAUCCAUCAAUGACUUGGACAGCAUUUUUGGCCCAGUGCUGUCCCCCAAGUCUGUUGCCAUUAACACUGAAGAAAAGUGGGUCCAUUUUUCUGAUACGUCCCCGGAACACGUUACUCCAGAGUUGACUCCAAGGGAAACAGUGGUAUCUCCAACAGCUGCAGCAGACAACCCACCUGACUCCCCAGCUCCAGGCCGUCCUGGCACCCCCGGCCCCUCAGAUUCCCAGGGACCUCCUGGUCCUACACGCAAUGUACCAUCUCCGCUCAAUUUAGAAGAAGUCCAGAAGAAAGUCGCUGAGCAGACCUUCAUUAAAGAUGAUUACUUAGAAACAAUCUCAUCUCCUAAAGAUUUUGGGUUGGGACAGAGAGCAACUCCACCUCCCCCGCCACCACCCACCUACAGGACUGUGGUUUCGUCCCCUGGACCUGGUGCGGGCAGUGGUACGGGGACCACCAGUGGCACGUCAUCUCCUGCUCGACCAGCCACUCCGUCGGUCCCCUGCAGCAGUACCACUCCACCUCCACCUCCUCCUCGGCCUCCAUCCCGGCCAAAACUACCUCCAGGAAAGCCUGGAGUCGGGGAUGUGUCCAGACCCUUUAGCCCACCCAUACAUUCUUCCAGCCCUCCUCCGAUAGCACCCUUAGCCCGGGCGGAAAGCACUUCUUCAAUAUCGUCAACCAAUUCCCUGAGUGCAGCCACCACUCCCACAGUUGUGUCAGAAGAUGAUGUUUUUUAUGACAAACUGCCCUCGUUUGAAAGGCGCUGUGACACGCCUGCAGAGAAUGAACAGCCUUCCCUCGUUUGGUUUGACAGAGGAAAGUUUUAUUUGACUUUUGAAGGUUCUUCCAGGGGACCCAGCCCCCUAACCAUGGGAGCCCAGGACACGCUCCCUGUUGCAGCAGCAUUCACAGAAACUGUCAAUGCCUACUUCAAGGGAGCAGAUCCCAGCAAAUGUAUUGUUAAGAUUACCGGAGAAAUGGUGUUAUCCUUUCCUGCUGGCAUCACCAGGCACUUUGCCAACAACCCAUCCCCAGCCGCUCUGACAUUUCGGGUUGUAAAUUUCAGCAGGUUAGAGCAUGUCCUGCCAAAUCCCCAACUUCUCUGCUGUGAUAAUACACAAAAUGAUGCCAACACCAAGGAAUUCUGGGUAAACAUGCCAAAUUUGAUGACUCACCUAAAGAAAGUGUCUGAACAAAAACCCCAGGCUACAUAUUACAAUGUGGACAUGCUCAAAUACCAGGUGUCUGCCCAGGGCAUUCAGUCCACGCCUCUGAACCUGGCAGUGAACUGGCGAUGUGAGCCUGCAAGCACUGACCUGCGCAUAGAUUACAAGUACAACACAGAUGCAAUGACCACCGCUGUGGCCCUCAACAACGUGCAGUUCUUGGUCCCCAUAGAUGGAGGAGUGACUAAACUCCAGGCUGUGCUCCCCCCAGCGGUCUGGAAUGCUGAACAACAAAGAAUAUUGUGGAAGAUUCCUGAUAUAUCUCAAAAGUCAGAAAAUGGAGGUGUAGGUUCAUUAUUGGCAAGAUUUCAAUUAUCUGAAGGCCCAAGCAAACCUUCCCCAUUGGUUGUACAGUUCACAAGUGAAGGAAGCACUCUUUCUGGCUGUGACAUUGAACUUGUUGGAGCAGGAUAUCGAUUUUCACUCAUCAAGAAGAGGUUUGCUGCAGGAAAAUAUUUGGCAGAUAACUGAUAAAAAUCUUAUGCAAGGACUUGGAGGAUUUCUUUGUGGAGAACUGUUAUAUAAGAAACAGGUUUUCAUUCUGGUUUGAUCAAAAGAAACCAGUGUCUGCACUACGGAUGUGUCAGCUGGAAGGCCAUGGUCUUUCAGUGAUCAUUUCCCUCACCCAGUUCCGUGAUGACCAGUCCUACAGUAUUUACUUCUAGUAAUAUUCUUAAUGGUUUUAAAAUGGAAUUAUUGUAUUUGUAAAUUGUACUCUCAUUCCAGUAAGGCAGUUAGACACUUGAGUUCUAGCAUUUUACCAUACCUGAAACGGAUGUAAUUUAAACUGUGGUAUGUAAAUUUACUAGUAGUCCUGUUGAAUGGCACAGUGCUUACAGACCUAGAUUGCAUUUUGUCAAUAUACAAAAUUUAAAUAUAAUACUGAUUGCUCUCACAAAGGGGGUGCCACAUAGAAGAAACUUAAAGGGAACCAGAAGAAAAAAGAACAUCUUUACUUUUCUUCAGUUCUUAGUAUGUUUUAUGCUAGUGCUAAAUAAAUAUUCUAUCUUUGGAUGUUUAGUGGGUUAAAUUCAGAAACUAUUUCAGAAAAAAAAAGUUCUAAGGUUACAGCAUAUUAAAAGAAAAGCAUUACUUACCACUUUUUAAAAAGCUUUUUUUUCAAACUGCAAAUUUCAUAAAAAUGCAAACUGUGUAAACAGGGCCUCUUAUUUUUAUAACUUGUGUAAAAAGGGAAAGCAAUUCAUAUUUAAAGUUUAAGUAUAUUAAAUUAUAAUCAAGAGAGAAGAUGUUAAAAUCUUAACUAGUUUCCCCUUUCUCUACAGUUUAACAAAUGUGGAGGUUGUUGAAAAAUUAUGAGAUUAAAACCAAACCUGUGAUUUUAAGGUCAUAAGACUUUCCGUAGUUGAACUGGUUAAUAACUUUUGCACAAUUCCUCUGAACAGAUGGUCUGUCUCACACAGCAUUAACAAAUGAUACCCUGUGACUUCCCCCUAACCCCUAGGAAUCAAAAUAUUGAGAAUUAGAAACUAGAGAGGGGGAAGGGGGGAGGGAAAUGGCUCUCCAUUUAGAUCCAAAAGGAGAAUUUUAAUUGUCAUCAUUUUUUAUCAUUUUGGAAAGAAAAACUAAGCUUUAUAAAAGAAAUUCUAUCCACAAUACUGUUCAAUAAAUGUCCUUUUAGGUGAUUAAGAUUCAUCGUAUAACACUGGAUCAUUGCCAUUCUUUGGAAGUCACUAAAUUAACCUUGAUGAAGGGAUGGGAAAGAUUAGUUUCUGGGUCCCUUCUAUCCAGCCACAUGGGAAUUUAAAUGGAACUUCCUUAUCAGUCACACUUGUCAAAUCUUCCUCCACAGAAGUCUGAAAACAUUAUUCUUUUUUUAAGUCAUAGAAUUCAUUUUUUAAAUAAACCAAUUCCUGUUUUAGGUCAUACUAUUAAAUAACUAAAAUUAAGUUGUUAUAUGUAUGAUUGGUUACUGAAUUUCAUUUUAUAGUCACUCAAAUUUGACAGAGAAUCUUCAGUCCCUUUAAAUUUUAGAAUUAAAUUAAACUAUUUUUAAGUCUUACUUUUCAAAUGAGAUUAUGACUAGCAAUUGUUUACAGUAGGACUUUUUAAAUUAAUAUUUAUGCUCUUUGAUCACUGCUUGCUAGCAAGAGGAUAUCCAAAUGACCUGCUUUCCCUUGGAGAAAUGCUUACUAUUCAAAACAAGCUCUCUCUCUCUCUCUCUCUCUCUCUCUCUCUCUCUCUCUCUCUCUCUCUCUCUUUUUCUCAACCAACUCCCAGACUCCCCAAAGCAGCCUGAUGUUGAAAUGUUUUUGAACAAAGUAAUUAAUACAUUCAUUUUAAAUAAAAUAAUUCUAUUUGAUUUUGAACCCAAAAUAGAGAUGCAAAGUUUCAGAUCCCAUGAAAAAUGAAGAAAUUUAAAGUGCAAAACCCAGCACACAGUAAGAAGUAGAAAAUGGAGAAUCAUAUAAUAUAAAAAUGGU
Perognathus longimembris pacificus (Pacific pocket mouse) is the source of this 5208-nucleotide messenger RNA. RefSeq names its product SH3GL interacting endocytic adaptor 1 (gene Sgip1). The record is from RefSeq and is a predicted model, not a curated record. Gene Ontology annotation, biological process: synaptic vesicle endocytosis; clathrin coat assembly; clathrin-dependent endocytosis. The transcript is spliced from 26 exons. Lineage: Eukaryota; Metazoa; Chordata; Mammalia; Rodentia; Heteromyidae. The coding region runs from base 698 to 3238 and encodes 846 amino acids. Gene Ontology annotation, cellular component: plasma membrane; clathrin-coated vesicle; clathrin-coated pit.